Cyprinus carpio (common carp) is the source of this 4032-nucleotide messenger RNA. RefSeq names its product galactose-3-O-sulfotransferase 2-like. Gene Ontology annotation, molecular function: galactosylceramide sulfotransferase activity. The record is from RefSeq and is a predicted model, not a curated record. Gene Ontology annotation, biological process: glycolipid biosynthetic process. Lineage: Eukaryota; Metazoa; Chordata; Actinopteri; Cypriniformes; Cyprinidae. Gene Ontology annotation, cellular component: membrane.
CAGGAAUGGAUUAUGUUCGUUGCCAUUAUUACUAAAAUCAUUGCUUGCGUCUUAAUUAAACACCAGGCCUUUAGUACUGCUCCUUAAACUUCAGGACGUGGUUUCUACUUUCUUUCCCGAACCAAUCCGUUGUUAGCGGGAGGAGUCCAAGCAGUGGACCUGAGGGACGGAUAGCAGUGUUUUACGAGUUCGGCGGAGCGCUUGACGACUCCGAAGGUCCGAGGUCCGGUGGGGGGCUUAUUCGGGGGUGUCGUCUCCGGUACAAGCGCGCGACAUGCUCCCGCAUCAGAGAAUCGCGGGGCGAGAGCGGAGAACAUUUCACUGGCGGACCGCCUCACCGUGGACCACGUGCGUGAGAGUGGCGUGUUGCAGUCGCCUGCGUUUUAUGUGGUUCGCUCUGAUGGUCUUGACGGUCCUCUGCGUAGCACUGCAGAUGCUGGGAGUCGUCCGACAGGCCAGGAGCUCCAAGGUUUUGAAACUUGUUAGUGAGCAGCUGGUCGGAAUGCCUUCAGAGAUGCACAGGCCUGUAAAGCGCAAAGACUGGGGAAACGUUUGGUCUGUCUCAGCAGCCAUUGUUGAGGAACCAUUAGAACAGCAACCUUUUAUACAAAGAAAAGACAAGAGCGAAAACCCUCAUUCAGAAGAGGGAAGGGACCAAGUCUUGGAGGAUACAAGAAAAACGCUUUCUAGCACUACCAAAGCAGCUCCAGCAAUAGAGGGGAAUAAACUUUGGCUUGACCAAGAUUUUCCAAACCAGCCACAGAGGCCAGCUUUCCCCAAAAGGACCCCAGAAAUUAAAAAACCUCCACCCUCUGAUGACAAAACUGAUACACAUACAGUAAAAUCACUAGUUGACGACACUGUCAUGUGUCAGCCCAAAAACCAUAUUGUCUUCCUCAAGACACACAAGACUGCCAGUAGCACCAUACUGAACAUUCUCUAUCGUUAUGGGGAAAACCAUAAUCUGACCUUUGCCUUGCCGCUGAACAUGCACAGCCAGUUAUUUUACCCAGCAUUCUUUGCAGCACACUUUGUGGAGGGUGUCAGGACUCACAGCGUGAAGGAGUUCCACAUCCUGUGCAAUCACAUGAGGUUCAGCUCACAGGAGGUGAGGAAAGUGAUGCCUAAAGACACAUUCUACUUUUCCAUUCUUCGGAAUCCAGUGGCGAUGAUGGAAUCCCUGUUUGUUUACUACAAAGCGAUCCCAGCUUUCCGUGCUGUCAAGAGCCUUGAGGAGUUUCUGAUCCAGGGUGGGCGGAGCUACAACGCCUCUGUGCCUAAUAACCACUAUGCACGUAACAUUUUGACCUUUGACUUCGGUCUAGAUAAUACAGCACCUGAGAACGACACCGAGCUGAACAAACGUAGCGCUGAGGUCAUCGCCGCUGUGGAACAUGACUUUCCGCUGAUCCUCAUCUCGGAGUAUUUUGAUGAAUCGCUGGUGCUUCUAAAACACGCCCUCUGCUGGUCACUGGAUGACGUUUUAUCUUUUCGCCUCAACAGUCGCAGUGAACGCUCUCGCAGGCCCUUGAGCGCAGAGAUCGCAGAGCGUUUAAAAGAGUGGAAUUCACUUGAUUGGCGAUUGUACCAGCAUUUUAAUGCCACUUUCUGGAAACGCAUAGACUCCACACUCGGGCGGGCGAAACUCCAACAGGAAGUUGAACUUCUGAGGGCAAAGAGGAGGAAGCUUGAGCAAAUGUGUCUUCAGGAAGGAGGGGCAGUAGAUCCUGCGCAGGUCCAGGAUUCAUCAUUGAAACCGUUUCAGUAUGGCGCAGCAGUUAUUCAAGGUUAUAACCUCCGACUGGGGUUAAAUAAUGACACUCGUCAGCUUUGUCAUAGGUUGAUUACACCUGAACUACAGUACACCUCAGCUUUGUACACCAAACAGUUCCCUCAGCUGGCAGCCGCGCAUGCCGCUGCUGCAAAAAAGAUUGCGGCUUCCAGAAACACUGCAGUGCACAGAGCUGUUAAGCGCAAUAUUGAGACAAAUGUUCACACAGCAAUGAUGAACAAUACCUCACAUAACAAUACAAAUAAAGUCAGUGUGGAUGAACAGCUUACACGGUUUAGCUAAUUCUGUUCCAAAGCAAACGACUCUUAUGAGCAGGUUCAGUUUAGCGAAUCAAACCCAUACAGCCCAACCAGAAUCACUGAAGAAUGAAUCAGUUCUUUUAAUGAAUUGUUCAAAAAGAUAGGUUUGAUGAAUUGUUCACUGAAUUGAAUCCAGCGAGGCACUGAAUCAACAUCUGAUUCACUCACUCACUUACUGUCAGUAUCAUUAAUGAUGUCCAUUUGAUAGCAUUUUGUUAGAUAGCCUAGUUUUUUUUUUUUUUUUUUUUUUUUUUUUUUUAAGGCUUAAUUAAACAAUAUUCAUUAGGAAUAACUUAUUAUCUAAGUUCUGAUUAAAAUAUUUUGUCUGCAUAUGACAUCUAUUCUGCAUUACCCUCCAGCAAAACCAAUGAUACCUGAUGUACCUGAUAGUUUUGGCUCUUAAAAUAUCACAGGCUAUGAUUAUAUUGUGUGAGACAAUAAUAAUCAAGUGUGAUUAAUGGUCUUAGAAGACUAUAGCUUGUUUACCUUGUUUGCACUUUCUAUUCAUACAUAAAUCAUCUAAUUUUUAUGAAAAUGUUUGUCCAUUUUAGACUAGAAGAGUCUUACUGUGCCUGUUCAGCUGUUGUUUGUGUUUUGGAAAAUGCAAACCUUUCUGCUCAUUAUGGCUAAGCUGGUUCUCUAAAACCAAUGGUUUAGGUUUCCAAUGUGACUCAGAAGUUUAAAUAACAUGGAUAAAGUGUGUUUGGCCUAUGCAAAAGUACAGAUUCAGCUGAACUUGGUUUUUGUUAUAAUGCAGUAUUGUGAAUAACUUGGAGAACAGGCUUACACUUUGUAAAUCCAGCUAUUUAUUUCUGCACCAUGAGGCAAUUGAUUUGUUGUCAAAUGUCACUGGAAGAAAAUGGAAAAUAUGUCACUGGCAAUCUCAGACACAUGAAUCAGAGCCUAAUGCAAAAUACUUUGAAAGGAUCUAUUAGAUUUUUUUGUGUUGUUUCCGACAUUGCAAUCUUAGAAGUGGUCUAUAAAAGUAUUUACACACUAAGGUCACAAAUUUAAAGUUUGCUAGUGCUCUGGCAUAGUUGUGCACAUGACAAAUAAGAGCUGUUGGUUUGAGUCUGACCUGGUUCACAUCCUGAUCCCAUUUUAUCUUUUCCUCACUUUUCUUUCUGCAUUCUGCAGUCCUAUAAAUAACAGUAAAACGCCCUAAAAUAAAAUGAUACAUUAACAAAAUGUAUGAACUUCAUUGUAAUAGAUAAAAAUAUCAAACCAACAAACAAAAUAUUAGAAUUUUCUCAGAAUUAACUGGUGUUAAUGUGGUAUUUAUGAAGUCGGUAGACACAUCAGAUCGAUCACAUGUAGUUCAUAUGAACAUGAUCCAAGUCUAAAAGUCCAAAUAAUUUCUUUUUUUAAUUGGUUAAUUUGAUAAUGUAAAGCCUAAUAAAUGUCAUUUAAUAUUGAAAAGUGAACUUGGGCUACAUUUCUUUAAAAUUAACACUGCUUGGUUUGGUGUUGUAUUAUGUAACGCAAUGACAAGUGUGGUAAUGAAGCCUCUGUUUCUCACAAGUGGAACCCUAAUUAAUGUAAACGUUCUGUAUUAUGACGGAUUUAAUACAAUGGCCAUCUAAAACCAGUCUGGAAACCCAAUGUAUCAUUGAGGCCAAUUUUAAUGGAGAAAGCAGACUAACAGUAUGCUAAGGGCUAAUGCUGAUUGCCAAGUUUUACCAGCUUUACUGAGACUCUGAAGGACCUGGACCUUGAUCAUUACCCAGAAUGACUUACCAGCCUGCAUAAAAGAUCAUCUGAACCAAUGUCUCAGAACUUUGAUCUCAAAGUUUGCUUUAAUGUUAGUGAGCAGUAUAUACUGUAUAUGUGUGGCACCUUAUUUCAAAUCUCUGAAAGCUACAGUAUAUUUGCAACUGUUUCGUAUUUAUUAAUAAAAGAUGAUUCUCUGGUGAUGGUUGUCUUCUCUGUACAAAACAAGCA